UAUUUUUAUUGGCGCACACACACAUGGUGAUGGACCGACUCAUUCACAAAGGCUGACUCACUACCCCAGAAAAGUGUGUAAUGAUUUGGUUAUAUAAUCUCUAUGGCAUGUUAACAUCUCCAUCAUCAUGCACAUUUGAUCACAAGGUUUGUUUUGUUUUUUAUUCUAAUUAUUAAGCUAAAUGAUGAAUUAUAUUGGUUAUUGUAAUGAAACAAUUUGGUUUAGAUUGGCUUAUAGGGUUGACAGUAUCAGCUAUGUCAAAAAUUACCUUUCUCUCACAAUUACAACUGCUUUGAUUUUAACUUGUAGCAACAAAAUAUAUUUAAACAUAUGAUACAUCAGUGAAGCAGGGAUAGGAGGAGGUUGUUUUGUCUGUAAUGUGUUCAGCUGUUCAUAGUAGUCAUCCUGAGAAAGAGGCUUUCUGACACUGACUGCUGAGCUAAUAAUAUAUAAUGAUAAAAAGGGGGGAUGGGGGCACACUGACCUGGUAACAAGGGUAUAAAAGAGCCAGGACAAAAAGACAAAGUACACAACUUGUCCAGAAACCAGACCGCAACCAUACAGAAUGUCUCAGCCAGAGGUUAAGAAGAAGAAGCGGCCAGUUGUAAAAGAGGAGGAUCUGAAAGGAGCCCGCAGUAAACUGGGGCUGAAAGGAGAGGUCAAGAGCAAGACAUAUGAGGUCAUGGUCGAGUGUGAGCGCAUGGGGAAGGCGGCGCCGUCUGUUUUCAGUGGAGUGCGUUCUGGCGGAGAGACAGCGCUCGAGAAACCCAAUCCUCCAUCAGGAAGCGUCUGUGGCAUAAAGCCAAUUGAGUGCUGAAUGGACGAAUGGUCUGAGAGCGCAUCCACAUCAUGAAUAAUGUGUAUAUUGAUGUUGCAUAUUUGCAAGUAUUGCUGUAUGUUUUUUUACUGUUUGAAGUUGCUAUAUGUUCAUCUCAAAUUGCACCUGAAACAUUGUGUUAGUUUCUAGCGUCAUGUUUUCUAUAUAAAACAUUUCUUAAAAGUAUCACUGAGUCACCCAGUAUUAUUUCCUCUGUCAUGCCGUUUAUGACCAAGUCUGUCAUUUCAAACAAUGAGAGCAAAUAUUACAUCAUCACACCGUGGUUUAAUAAAAAUCUUUGCUUCCUGUG
This is a messenger RNA of Rhinichthys klamathensis goyatoka, 1127 nucleotides long. It is a transcript of the gene mustn1b, whose product is annotated as musculoskeletal, embryonic nuclear protein 1b. The record is from RefSeq and is a predicted model, not a curated record. Gene Ontology annotation, biological process: chondrocyte differentiation; tissue regeneration; chondrocyte proliferation. Lineage: Eukaryota; Metazoa; Chordata; Actinopteri; Cypriniformes; Leuciscidae. Gene Ontology annotation, cellular component: nucleus. The transcript is spliced from 4 exons. Bases 566 to 817 code for a protein of 83 amino acids.